This is a messenger RNA of Terrapene triunguis (Three-toed box turtle), 2077 nucleotides long. RefSeq names its product ephrin A1 (gene EFNA1). Gene Ontology annotation, cellular component: plasma membrane. Gene Ontology annotation, molecular function: ephrin receptor binding. Lineage: Eukaryota; Metazoa; Chordata; Testudines; Emydidae. The transcript has 5 exons. The record is from RefSeq and is a predicted model, not a curated record. The coding region runs from base 141 to 761 and encodes 206 amino acids. Gene Ontology annotation, biological process: axon guidance; ephrin receptor signaling pathway.
CCCCAUGUGUUGAACCGCCCCGUGUUGUUGUGUCUCUGCGCUGGGGGCGGGCCGGCUCCUCCCGCCCAGGGCGGUCCCGGUACAUAAGGCGGAGCGCUGGGGCGCCUUGCCCGGCACACAACGAGCCACUGACCGGCCCCAUGGCGCUGCACUGGGCGCCCCUGCUCGGGUUGUGUUGCUGGCUGGCGGCCGCGGACCGGCACCCGGUCUUCUGGAACAGUUCCAACCCCAAGUUCCUGGCAGACGACUACACCGUGGAGGUCCGGCUCAACGACUACCUGGACAUCAUCUGCCCGCACUACGAGGAGGGCAGCGUGACGCCCCACGCCAUGGAGCGCUACACCCUCUACCUGGUGGAGUACGAGGAGUACGCGGCCUGCAAACCCCACUCCAAGGAGCAGAUCCGCUGGGAGUGCAACAAGCCGUCCGCCCUGCACGGCCCCGAGCGGUUCUCGGAGAAGUUCCAGCGCUUCACACCCUUCACCCUGGGGAAGGAGUUCAAGGAGGGACACAGCUACUACUACAUCUCGAAGCCAAUUCACCACCAUGGCGACGGCUGCCUGAAGCUGAAGGUGACUGUGGCUGGCAAAGCCACUGGGACGCCGCCCGUCCACACCCCGAUGCGGAAGGGGGGGAUCCAGGCAGACGACGCGGACGUGCAGGUCCUGAAGAGUGUGGGCCAGAACUCAGCGCUGCGGAGCAGCAGCCCGGUCACCUUGCUCAGCCUCCUGCUGCCCCUGCUGGUGCCGCAAGGCCUGUGAGGUGGGAGCCUGGCUGAGCGGCACGGACUGAACCGCUGGAUGGCUACUGCUGCUGGGAACAGACCCUGUGGCCCAAGAGGUGCAGGCCCCCGGCUGGGCUGUUGCAAACACUCACGUGAGCAGCUCUCGCGUGUGCACCCCCAGCUGGGUCUCAGCCAGGCGUGCAUUGGCAGCCUAAGGACUUGUUAUGGGUCGAAUGGCCCAAGUGGUCAGUAUUACGGGUUGAACGACCCAAAGCCACCACAGCCCUGUGGGAGCGGUCGCUUCUCCUUACUGCCAAAGAACAGACCACCAGCACUUUCAACCACUCGCUUUGAGAGCGGACGACAGCGGCUGCGGCCCUGGCUGGAUGGACAGAGGCACUGGACUAGGAUGGGGUGGGGUGCUGGCACCUCUGGCUGGCUGAGCCAGCCCCCAUGGAGUGCGCAGGAUGGACAGGCCUUGCGGGGUGGUGGCGUGGAAGUGUCCUGCAGGCAGAGGCACCUGUGCUGCCCACGCAAACAGCUCAUGGACGGGCUGUGGCGGUUGGGCUGAGUGCAACCCAGGGACUCUGGGUCUGCCAGGGCCGUGGUACCACCUUGCUGGGGCAGGACCUCCUGGAACAAUAUUCCUUCUGGUGCAGGACCCUGGAGUCAGUGAUGUGGGUGCCGGGAUUCCAUACGGUGACACUUAGAAAAUAAUGUGUAGACAUGUCUGGAGCAGGUGCCCCCUCCCCAAAUUCUGACCUCCCAUGUCAAUUCUGCUGAUUGCACAUUGGCCAGGGGCCUGGGACUGUCUGGCCUGAAGCAGGGAGCUGGGCUGCAGGUUGACCCAAAGGAGACAAACGUCCUCACAAGCGCCUGAGGAUGGACUGAGCUGGCAGCCCCAAACCCAUGACAUCCCAUUCCCUCUACCCACCCCAGCCUCUUCAGAAACACCGAGAGCAAGAGUUCCUUUGGCACAAACUCCCAGCCCCAUUCCUGUCUGCCUAGGCUCAUUGCCACAAUCUCUCUUCCUCCUCUCCUGGCCCCACCCAGGACUCCCUGUCCUCUGUGUAAAGCAGCCACCUGUGCUGGAAACAGGGUGGGGCAGAGGCUGAGCGUAGCUGCUGCCUGGCUGGAGUUCCCACCACCGGCAGGGCGCUAGACGCGCUGUACGACCCUGUCUCCACAGCCUGUGUGCGCCUCAGUGCCUGGAGGGGGCAGGGGGCUCGUUCACCCACACACCUGCCGGGCCCUGCACGGAGGAGUGUAUAUAACAUGUCUUGAUUUGUAAAGCUUCCUUUUUACCACUGGAAUUUUUAUACAAAUGGUCUUGAAUAAAGAUGUUCGGAUACA